AACGCGCUGACGGACCGGUUCAUUUGCGGUCGCACAUGAUAAUAUUAUUAUACGUUACGUAUGAAUGUCUCGGUGUUAAUUUUUUUAAACAUUUUUUCACGCCAUUCGCUGUAUUAUUAUUAUUGUUAUAAUUCGGUGUUCUUUUUAUCUAUAUAGUAUCUUUUUCGUAUAAUUUCUGUUUGUAUUAUUUGUGUGUAUCGACUUCCGAUCGGAAAUGUGAAACGCACUUAGUUAAACGCGAACGGUGCGCGAUUCGGACGUCGAUGUCGUCGUCGUAAUUGUGCAUAAUUAAUUAUUUUGUUUGGAGAGUUUUUUUCUUGUUGUUUAGUUUUGACUCAAACCAUCAAGCUGGAUUUCCAGGCUAAUUCUUCCAACAUGUUCACCAGGUUCGACGCGACCAAGUCGACCAAAGGAGCGAGUAAGCUUCGAAGAGACUUGAUCAACGCAGAGAUUGCAAACCUCCGGGACCUAUUACCAUUACCGCCAUCCACGAGGCAACGGCUAUCGCAGUUGCAGCUUAUGGCCCUGGUGUGUGUGUACGUCCGGAAAGCCAAUUAUUUUCAACAAGCAUUUAAACGUCACGAAUGUCUACACCACCAUUGCUUGCCAACACCUAGUUACGGAUUUUCUAAGUCACUCAGCGGAUUUUUGAUGAUGAUGACCCAAAACGGCAAACUCCUAUACAUAUCGGAUAAUGCUGCAGAAUAUUUGGGACACUCGAUGGAGGAUCUCCUCAUACACGGCGACAGUGUGUACGACAUGAUCGAUAAACAAGAUCAUCAGGCUGUCCAAACCGAACUAUCCAGGAGUCAAACGUCCGCCGAGGACCAAGGAUGCAAGCGUAUGUUUUUGUGUCGGAUGAACGUUUCCAGGAACGCCCGGAGGCAAAUGCGAUUCGGCGAUCAAAAAGUUGUUUUAGUGCAGGGCCACUACCUCUCCUAUCUGCCGCUGUGCAGCAGAAAUGAACCAGUUUUCCUAGCCACUUGCAGCCCGGUGGCGAUGCCCGAGACCAGGGAGGCUGUGGUCCAGGGUUCCACCACAGUGUUCACAGCCAUCCAUUCGAUGGACAUGAAGUUCAUACACGUAGACAAAAUAGGAGAAUUUCAUUUGGGGUUUUCUCGUUCAGAGCUGCAGGGCGUCUCUUGGUAUCAAUUGUUGCAUUGGGAGUGUAUGCGCGAAGCUCAGAGCAAACACAGGCUGAUUACACAAUCAGAACAGGAUCGUUCUUGCAUACUGCUGGCCAGGGUACAGAAGAGGGCCACAGGGGACUGGCUUUGGAUACACUGCGUGUUACAGGUCAAAGACAACAUGGAAAACAGCCAACAGCCAGUCAUCGUCAGCACAAAUCAAGUACUUACGGAUCAAGAAGCGGCCGUGAUGCGGGCAAACAGUUGGCUGUACCACUAUUACAUGGUGCAGAGCAAACUUCAGUACGGGAUGCAGUUCGAAGCGCAGACGUCACCGCGAGUGCCGUCCACGGGGCCGGCACAGGUGCAGCCCCCGCCGUCGGCGACGCCCGUGUACGCUUAUCACCACCAACAGUCGCCGCACCAGCAGGACGGCGCUUACCCGUCAGCGGACCACCAGCACCACCAGCAACACCACCAACAGCAACACCAACAACAACAACACCACCACCAGCAGCAGCAGCAGCAGCAACAACAACCGGUGCACUUCCACCAGUUACCGGACGGAUACUUCCGGUACGCCGCGGGGGCCGCGACGUCGACCGGAACCGCCGCGGCGGCGACCACCGGCGCGGCCGCGACGACGACCCCGGUGGCGUCGAAACGGCACAGGCUGGAACCCGAACCCGUCGACUAUUCCAUACACUCGCCCGAGCAGACGCCGCCGCUGAAGAUCGAGGACGGCGGCCACUCGAUGGCGUCCGACUCGCCGCCGUCGCCGCCUUCGAUGGGCGGGGGGGACUCGGGCGGCGGGUGCGCUACCGCCGCGGUGGCCGCUCUCUCGUCGUCCCUGCCGUCGGCCACGUCGCUGGGCCGUUCCCGGGCGCUGGUCAAGGCGGCCAUGGACCCCGGCGACCUGAUGAUGGAAACGUGGAAUCCCAGUCCGCCGUGGUCGGACUGCUGUUCCGGGACCGGCGCCCUGCAAAAGGUGCCCGACGUGGACAUGCUCGGCGGCGGCGGCGGCAGCGCGAGCAGUUACUGCGGACAGCCGACGCCCCCCACGCCCGGCAGCGGUGGCUCGUACCACGCGCCGUCCGGAGCCCCGCAGCAACACCACGGCCAUCACCAUCACCCGGGGGGCUGCGACGAGGUGCCCACCGCCGACGCCCUACACCACCAUCACCAUCACCACCAUCACCAGCCGUCCACGUUCACGUUCGACUGGCCGGGCGAACAGUACGUGCCCAACGUGCACGAGGUGCUCGUCGAGCCCACUCCGCACUAUAUAGUGCCGUUCCCGCCGUGGCCGCACACCGCCGCGGCCGACCACCACAGGCUGUUCCCGCUCCAACCGCCGCCGCCCGGUUCGCUGAACCGGCCGUCGCUCAUCGUGCGCGUCGACCAGGACGCCGCGGCCGCCGACGCUUCCGUCCAAGACGGACGUCGUGAAAGCGACAUGUGACGAGUGGACGCGAGGAUUACGAGAAAUCAUCAUUGCAAUGUUGGCCUCGCUAGAACGCCACCGCGAAGUGCUAUUUUUCGUCUCGUCCGAAGUCAUAAAAACACGAACGUUUAAUUUUUUCUCUCGUACAUAUAAUAUAUGACGUUAUAUCGCGCGAACGAUACUCUCGAGUGCAGCCGACAAUUAUACCAGCAAUAUAUUAUUAUCGUACGGUUCGCGUAGUUAGCGUAUUGAUAGCGGUGGCGGACGCUUUGUACGUAUAACUGCAUUCUGCAUUUUUUGUAUACGUGUCGUAUACAGAGUGAUUCUUUUAAUGUGAAUUCUCAGUAAAUACAUUAAAAAAAAAUAUAUUUAGUACACAAAAAACGUAUAAAACAGUAGAAUUAUGUCUGUAAGCGUUUAAAAACAUUAUAUGUCUAUAAAUGUUUUUCCUUAUAUUUCCCUAGUUAUUGUUGGUUUCGCAAUAAAAGAAUUACUACGUAUACGAAAUAUCUAACGUACAUAUCGAUCUGUCCCGAUAAAUAUAGUAUAGACAAUUGUAUCAUAACAUAAUAUUAUACCCAUUUUAAUGACCACGAGUGCAUGUGUAUGAGUCACAUGGCUCGCGUUAUUGUAAAUAAUAUAUUGUAAAGACUUAGUGCGUUUUGUAAAAAAUAUUGAACGUCUGUUCGAUCCUCGUAUUUUAUGUACAUAAUAUUAUUAUAUAUUAUAUAUUUUAUCCACCAAGCUGCGCCUGUGAUCUCUGUUUUUAGAUGAUUUUCGUAGGAAAAGCCUUACAGUAUAAUGUAUAAAUCUUAUCGUAUCAUGUAAGUCAAAUUAUAUCAUUAUUAUUUAGUUAAUUAUUAUUAUUAUUAUUAUUAUGAACUACCGUCCAUAUUAUUCUUGUUUUAUUAUUUUUAUUAUUAUUAAGCGUAAUUGUAUCGAAUUUGUUGAUUUUUUUUUAUAUAUAUAUAUUUUAUUUGUCAAACAUAUUUUUUAUACGUUUAUACUGUAUACAUGUUCAAUAGGUACGCCUAUAAUGUAUUAUGUAAUCAUCGUGUGCUAAAAAAUAAAUUAUUUUAAUAUAGGCACAUGUGCGAUAAGUAUACGUUAAUAUGAUUACGGCUGGCCAAGUGCAAUUUAUAUAGAAGUACGUGCGCAUAAUGUCUUAUACUUUUAUCGAUGAUAUAUUAUUAUGUUAUAUUAUGCGCGCGACAUCAUUAGCCAAUGUUAUUAUUCUUGUUAUUGUAAUUAUUAUUGUUCAUUAUUACGUAUUUUUUAGCAUUUUGUAUAUUUUCGUGUGUGUAAAAAAAAAUCAACCAAAAAAAAACUAUUUUAAUAGAUCGAUUUAUACAAAUAUAGUGUCAAUUAUUAAACUGUAAACACCAAGUGUACAGGUAUACCUAUAUAUAUUAUAAUAUUAUUACAUAGUUUUGGAAAUAAAUGUUUCGAAAAACGAAUCAGUCAAAAGAAAAAAAAUU
Aphis gossypii (cotton aphid) is the source of this 4049-nucleotide messenger RNA. It is a transcript of the gene dysf, whose product is annotated as neuronal PAS domain-containing protein 4A. Gene Ontology annotation, molecular function: DNA-binding transcription factor activity, RNA polymerase II-specific; protein dimerization activity; RNA polymerase II transcription regulatory region sequence-specific DNA binding. Gene Ontology annotation, biological process: regulation of transcription by RNA polymerase II. The record is from RefSeq and is a predicted model, not a curated record. Bases 376 to 2589 code for a protein of 737 amino acids. NCBI's taxonomy places the organism in Eukaryota, Metazoa, Arthropoda, Insecta, Hemiptera, Aphididae. The transcript is spliced from 10 exons.